Molecule: messenger RNA, 2884 nt
Organism: Odontomachus brunneus
Lineage: Eukaryota; Metazoa; Arthropoda; Insecta; Hymenoptera; Formicidae
Product: UDP-glucuronosyltransferase 2C1-like
Exons: 6
Coding region: 213-1793 (526 amino acids)
Molecular function (GO): UDP-glycosyltransferase activity
Source: RefSeq, a predicted model, not a curated record
GUCUUCUCAGGAGCAACUCGGCAUCGGGUUGUUCCUCCCUAAUGAAGCGGAUUGAAAUGUUCGCGAAACGUCGGAAUCAAACAAAGAAAAAUCCACGCGGCUUAAACCCGGAAACCAAGUCUAACAUAUUGAGAAACGUUUAAAAUAAAGAAAAAAGAGAAAUAGACGGUGUAAGUGAAAGUUGCAUUUCAUUCUACGACAUCGCGUUCGCAAUGGCAAGUUUUACGAGCAGAUUAAUUAUAAUAGUGCUGGCAUUAUCAGCCAUUGUUGAUGCUAGCCGCAUUCUUGGAGUUUUCCCACAUCCAGUCUACAGUCAUCAGUUGGGCUUCCGACAUUUAACCUUAGAACUGGCGCGAAGAGGGCACGAGCUAAUCGUCUUCACGACGGAUCCCAUGAAUGAGCCUAAUCUUCGACUGCAGUACACCGAGGUAGAUCUGCACUAUCUUUAUGAUUACACUAUGAGUAAGAUUGAUUUCUACUCAAAAGCAAAGCUGGGAAUCUGGUCGUUUGUUCAUGAAAUAUAUAAACACAACGAGAACAUUACUGACGGGACGCUAUCGCAUCCCGUGAUGCAACGUCUCAUAUCGCCGAACAGCACCGCGAAGUUCGACCUGAUCAUCGUCCAAAACCUGUUUUACGAUGGGCUUUACGCGUUAUCGAUUCGCUUCAACGCACCGUUAGUUGUAAUCUCGAUGAUGUCAUUGUCGGCUAAUCAUAACUACGCGCUCGGAAAUCCUUUGUUGACGUCUACCUCACCGGAUGUGUUACUGGGCUACGACGAUGAUAUGAACCUAUGGCAACGUUUUGUCAAUCUGUACUAUCAGCUACGUCAGAUAUACGGGUACAAGUAUAUUGUCCUUCCUAUACAAGAACGGAUUAGCAGGAAGCAUUUCGGCGACAGCAUACCACCUAUCCAUCAGCUCAACUCGCGUAUCAGCUUGAUUCUGGUGAACUCACAUCCGUUCUUUACUUACCCUCGCGCAGAUAUACCCGCGAUCGUCUAUAUAGGUGGAUUUCGCGUGGAUCGUCAGAAAAAGAAGUUGCCACAGGAUUUGGAUAAGUUAUUGAACGAUACGAAAGAAGGAUGCAUAUAUUUCAGUUUAGGCACAAAUAUAAAGAGCAAUAUCUUACCCAUCGAUAGGCGCAACAUGCUUCUAAAAACUUUUGCGGCAUUGCCUUACAAGGUAUUAUGGAAGUUUGAGUCCGAUUAUCUCGCAAACAAGCCCGACAAUGUCGAAAUAAGAAAAUGGUUUCCGCAGCAGAAAGUUCUAGCGCAUCCGAACGUACGACUGUUUAUCUCCCAUGGAGGACUAAACAGUAUCGACGAAACGAUAGAGAACGCAGUCCCCGUAAUUGGCUUUCCUGUAUCUAUAGAUCAAAAUUUUAAUAUGAGAAGACUGCAACAUUUUGGAGUAGGGAAGAUCUUGAGUAUAACCGAUGUGAACGAGGAGGAAUUUAGAGAAGCUAUAUUGGAGAUGAUAACAAAUUCCAGUUACAAAGAAAAUAUGGUGAAGCUAAGCAACUUGUUUCGAGAUUUGCCGCACAAGCCGUUGGAUAAUGCCAUCUGGUGGAUCGAACACGUGAUACGUCACAAAGGAGCAUCGCAUCUUCACAACAAGUCGCAAGAUUUAGCUUGGUAUCAAAACCAAAUGUUGGAUGUGAUGGCGAUUGCACUCGGGACAAUCGCGCUUAUUAUAUAUAUUAUCAUAGUAAUUAUUCGUUAUCUAUCAAACAUAUUUCGUUUUUAUUCAAUGCGAGCAAGGACGAAGCAUGAUUCAAAAAAACAAAAUUAACAUUAAUUACAUUAAUUUGACUAUAAUUAAAAGGAUAUAUUAUAUAUAUAUAUUUUUUUUAAUUAUAAUAAAAAAUAUCUUUCUUAUACGAGAGUUAACUAAAAAACAUAAACAUUUUAGCAGAUCUACACGCUGAGUAAUUUGUGAUUUAAAGACCUGAUUCACAUAUAGAAAUAUACAGAGUAAGUCAAUUAUUAUCUUAAAUAUCUUCGAAGCAAGAAACAAGGGUGAUUUUCAGAUUUUCAAAGUUAUUCUACUUUAAAAAAAAAAGUUUCGUACUUAAAAAGUUACGCUUUUUUUUCUAGGAGGAGUAGCUUUAACGAUCUUAAGAAUACUUUUAUUUAUUGCUUCGAAAAUAUUCAAAACGAUAAUAGUUAUUGACUUAAUCUGUAUAAUAGAUAUCUGUACACAAUAGAUACACAAUACAGGAAUAGACCUACACAUAAACAAAUACAUAGAUUAAGCUCUAAUAUAUAGUUACUAAUAUAUAGUUACCACUAUGUGUAUAGAUUCUAGUUCAACUUCUUUAAUAUCUAUUAAUAAUGCUUCGUUCAUUGUAUUUUCCUCUAUCGUAAUCGUUUGCAUGAUGAAAUAAACGCAACAUUUUCAUAAUAAAAUAGUAACGCCAUCACAAUGUUGAACAGUAAAUUAAUAUAAACCAAUAUAUUCUAGAUGCAAUACGGUUGUGCAGCCGAUUGUAAAAGAUCCGUACGACUCACAAAAUCGACUCCUUUUUUUUGUUUUAUGUUGUCGACUCGCGUUGCUUCAGGGUCAAUAUUUCUCUUUUUCUCCUCAGCGCAAUAAAACUGCCGAUUUUUCGUUCUCAAUUUGGCGCACCUAAUAGUAUGUGUAAAUAUAUAUGUAAAUAUAUGUAUAUGUAUAAAUAUAUAUGUAUAUUAGAGUGGUCCUUAUUUACUCUUGGUCAAAAUUUUUUUUCGAAUUUUUCUCGCGGCAUUCUCCAAAAAGAUUCCAUUUGGCGAAAAAGAAAUCCUUGCCAAACUUUUGCUCGAUCGGAUAACGAGAACCCGUGCCCCCGGAUCGUUAAAAAUUGGAGAACCUUUAUAUUAAGUUGUCUGCGUUUUCAAUAUGGU